Rhodamnia argentea is the source of this 885-nucleotide messenger RNA. Its product is annotated as histone H1-like. Gene Ontology annotation, molecular function: structural constituent of chromatin; double-stranded DNA binding; nucleosomal DNA binding. Gene Ontology annotation, cellular component: nucleus; nucleosome. Lineage: Eukaryota; Viridiplantae; Streptophyta; Magnoliopsida; Myrtales; Myrtaceae. Gene Ontology annotation, biological process: chromosome condensation; negative regulation of DNA recombination; nucleosome assembly. The record is from RefSeq and is a predicted model, not a curated record. The coding region runs from base 88 to 672 and encodes 194 amino acids. The transcript is spliced from 2 exons.
CCUUUCUCUUUCAAAACUUGCCAUCUCUCUCUUUCUCGGGCUACAGUCACGCAUAAGCAAGCUCGCUCUCUCUCUCUCUACGCUCCGAUGGCUGCCGUGACCGCGAAGAAGGCUCGAUCCCCAUCCUCUCACCCUCCAUUCUUCGAUAUGAUAACGGAUGCGAUCGUGACGUUGAAGGAGCGGACCGGCUCGAGCCAGUACGCCAUCCAGAAGUUCGUCGAGGAGAAGCACAAGAAGUUGCCGGCCAAUUUCAGGAAGCUCCUGCUGGUCCAGCUGAGGCGGCUCGUCGCCUCCGGCAAGCUUGUCAAGGUCAAGAACUCGUUCAAGCUCACCGCCGCGGCCAAGCCGGCCCCCGCCGCCUCGGCCAAGCCCAAGGCGAAGCCGGCUGCUGCCAAGCCGAAGACUGUUGCGAAGCCGAAGGUGGCUCCCAAGGUGAAGGCGGCUACCGCCGCCAAGCCCAAAACGGCCGCGAAGCCGAAAGCCGCGGUUGGUGUGAAGAGAAAGGCGGCUGAGAAGCCCAAGUUGAAGCCCGCGGCGAAGGCGGGGAAGACCUCUGCGAAGGCGACGCCUGGGAAGAAAGCUGUGAAGAAGGUGGCCGUCGCGAAGCUGAAGAAGACGCCAGUGAAGAAGCCGAAGAGCGUGAAGACGCCGGUGAAGAAGGCGAAGAAGUGAGCCGGUGUUGUGUUCGUCACUAGCGUAGGGGGUGGUGGAUUUUAGAGGGGAGGGUUCGGUUGUGUAUAGGAGAUGGUUUGGCAGCCUUUGACAUAGCCCUUUUCUUUUCUUGUUUUUUUUCCUCUUGGCUUUCGAAUUGUGCUAACUCUAUUCUUGUUAGUGCAUGUUUCUAUGUAAGAUUUCUAAGGCGGAGAUUAUUAGAUGGUUGUGUUU